Molecule: messenger RNA, 248 nt
Organism: Sinocyclocheilus anshuiensis
Lineage: Eukaryota; Metazoa; Chordata; Actinopteri; Cypriniformes; Cyprinidae
Product: gastrula zinc finger protein XlCGF8.2DB-like
Exons: 1
Biological process (GO): regulation of transcription by RNA polymerase II
Cellular component (GO): nucleus
Molecular function (GO): DNA-binding transcription factor activity, RNA polymerase II-specific
Source: RefSeq, a predicted model, not a curated record
CAUGUGCAUAUUCACUCUUCAGAAAAGCCUUUUACCUGCUCUCAGUGCGGAAGGAGUUUUACACAGAAAAAACAACUCAAUGAGCAUGUACGCAUUCACUCUUCUGUAAAGCCUUUCAGCUGCUCUCAGUGUGGAAACACUUUCACGCGUAAAGCAAGCCUUAAAAACCACAUGAUAAUUCAUACUGGGAAAAUGCCUUUCACCUGCUCUGAAUGUGGAAACACUUUCAAACAGAAAAGAAGCCUUAU